AUGGUCAAGAGGAGCGCAGAGGAUGUUGUAGAGUCUGAUGGGGAGGAUGUGAUCUCAUCUAACAGAGAGGCUGGACCCUCAGAUGCUCAUCCGGACCAACCUGGAAUAUCACGCCCUUCCUCGUCCAAGUCUAAGAAGAAAUCCAAACGACCGACUCCAGGGAUAGUCUACAUAUCUCGUCUGCCGCCAGGCAUGACGCCCCAAAAAGUCAGGCAUCUGAUGGCGAAAUGGGGCGAUGUAGGAAAAGUUUACGCGCAACGCAAGGAUGCCGUAACGGGAUACGAUCCGCAUCACAAUGAGAAGAAGAAGAAGACUCACGUGCAAGCCAACUUUUCCGAAGCCUGGGUCGAGUUCCUAGACAAGGCGGUAGCGAAGACAGUUGCGAAGAUGCUCAACGCUCAAGUCAUCGGAGGAAAGAAGGGCGACCGAUGGCGAGACGAUAUCUGGACGAUGAGGUAUCUCAGUGGCUUCAAAUGGGAGAUGCUGGGUGAACAAGUCGCAUACGAAAAGCAAGCACAUCAGGCUCGAUUGCGGAACGAAAUCGCUCGCUCGAAAUCUGAGCAAUCGGAAUAUCUCAAGAAUGUCGAAUUGGCUCGAGUACUCAACAAGCGCAAGGCUAAGACGUCGCAAGCAAACGGAGAUGACAAGGUUCUCAAAGAGAUUUCCAGAAGCUCAGCGGCCUCGUCAGCGGAGGGUGCGAAGGCGAGGCGGGAUUAUAAACAGAGGAAGACUGUGGAAGGUAACAAGGAUGGAGGAGGAAUGGAAGGCGUACUUGCAAGUGUAUUUGGUUGA
Molecule: messenger RNA, 792 nt
Organism: Kockovaella imperatae
Lineage: Eukaryota; Fungi; Basidiomycota; Tremellomycetes; Tremellales; Cuniculitremaceae
Exons: 4
Coding region: 1-792 (263 amino acids)
Biological process (GO): endonucleolytic cleavage in 5'-ETS of tricistronic rRNA transcript (SSU-rRNA, 5.8S rRNA, LSU-rRNA); endonucleolytic cleavage to generate mature 5'-end of SSU-rRNA from (SSU-rRNA, 5.8S rRNA, LSU-rRNA); endonucleolytic cleavage in ITS1 to separate SSU-rRNA from 5.8S rRNA and LSU-rRNA from tricistronic rRNA transcript (SSU-rRNA, 5.8S rRNA, LSU-rRNA)
Cellular component (GO): nucleolus
Molecular function (GO): RNA binding
Source: RefSeq, a predicted model, not a curated record